This is a messenger RNA of Periconia digitata, 4794 nucleotides long. NCBI's taxonomy places the organism in Eukaryota, Fungi, Ascomycota, Dothideomycetes, Pleosporales, Periconiaceae. The record is from the annotation of a GenBank genome assembly.
UACCCGCCCACCUAUCCGUACCGCGCGCACAUAUCUCUCGUCGGGUCGCCUUCGCGCUCAAAUCCAGCCUGCGCCUGUCUUGCCCUCCUCCCGCCCGGCUCAGUCGGAGCUACUGCGACACGAAAUAGCACGCGCGCCCACGCGCCGUCACGCGAGGCCAUGGCGACCCGCAGCCGGCGCAGUGCCGCGUCUGCCGUCGUCGCCGAAGAAGACGACUUGCAAGAAGUCCAGGACGGUCUCCGGAAGCUCAGGUUCAAGCAAUCGCUCAUCAGUCGCCCCGGCAAGCAGGUUGGCGUGACAGAGCUACUGACGCGAUUGCGCAAGCUCUGCGAUGAGCUGCGCGACAUUCCCCAGGAGGAGGCGGACACAGAGUCUCUUGAUGCCACCGCUAAAGAAUUGGCUCACCAGAGUCUUGUACACCACAAAGAUGGUGGUGUGCGCGCCUGGACAGCCUGCUGUCUGGUCGACAUGUUCCGUCUGUUCGCCCCCAACGCGCCUUAUUCUGGCUCGCAGCUCAAGGACAUCUUCACUCUGAUCGUGGUUAAGAUCCUCCCGCUCCUCGCCGAUCCAUCGCACUCGUACAACAGUCAGCACCUGUACGUCCUCAAAUCGCUCGCCGAAUUUAAGAGCAUUGUCAUCGUUACCGACAUUCCCAGCUCUGCCCAGCUUACGAGCGCCCUCUUCACAACAUGCUUCGAUGUACUCUCUGGGCCCUCGAGGGCUUCUAAUGGCGAAGAGUUGAGCAAGAACGUCGAGCACCACAUGACGCAGAUUCUGUCCAUCCUGAUUGAUGAGUCGCCCACUAUCGAGCAAGACGUCGUAGAUGUAAUUGUAGCACAGUUUUUGUGGGCCGAUCCCAUUACUCUAGGAACGUCCUCAAAGAGCAAAAAGAAUCUUCCCCCAGAUACGAAACAAUCUACUCUGCGGCGUAAAGAAGCACCCCCCGCUUACAAUAUGGCGAAGAACCUGUGUAACGCCUUUCCAGAAAAGAUGGCCCGUCUGUUCGGGAAGUAUUUCAGUCAAGUCAUAGUCGAUUUUGCAUCCGGGCCAAAGAACAUCCGCCACCGACUUGGGAGCGCAGACGAAUCUGAAGACGAAGAAACCCGGGGUCCCUCUGAGGAUGAAAUCAACGAUGCCAGCAAAGCGCAUCGAUUACUACGGGAGCUCUGGAGGUGUGCUCCUGGCGCCCUACAAGAGAUUAUUCCUCAUCUCCAAGAUGAAUUAGCCACCGAAAAUAUACAAUUGCGCCAGCUUGCGACAGAAACUUUUGGGGACAUGAUUUCUGGCAUUGGCGCAGCUGGACCACCGCCACCACCCAACCUAGAUCCUGCAGCAUACCCUUCACAAAGUCUUGCGCCUUCCUCAUCCGGCCGAGUAUUCAGCUACCUCACAACACCCGCGUCACUAAAUUCGUUUCCAUCACAUUACCCAGCUGCAUACCACGCGUUUCUCUCUCGACAAAACGAUCGAUCACCCAUAAUUCGUGCGUCUCUGACUACCGGGAUUGCACGAAUAAUCAUGACUUCGGCUGGUGGUGUUGGUCUCGACCCCGAAGAAGAGAAGAAGCUACUGGAUCUGUUCGCAAAAUGCUUGAUUGAUAGUGAUGAUCGGGUUCGACUAGCCGCGGUGAAAGCAAUUGAGCACUAUGAGUUCAAUGACAUUGUUGAUAAACUGGGCAACAAUGGGAGCAUGUCAACUCCUGGAACCGUUCUUUGGAACCUGGCCGAUCGCAUCAAGGACAAGAAGCCUGCCAUCCACACGACGACCAUCAAACUUCUUGGCAGUAUAUGGGGUGUGGCUGCGGGAGCUGUUGGCAAUGGCGAGGGACGGGUCAUUGAAAUGCUCGGACCUAUUCCAUCCAAGAUAUUAGAGGCUUGCUACGUGAAGGAUGUCGGCAUUACAGCUCAGGUCGACACCACCUUCUACGAUGCGCUGUUUCCCCUCAACUACCCUCCCAUGAAACCUCGAGCAGCUACAAAUGGCUCUUCACAGGUUGUUAAAGACAGCCAGUCUGGUGGUGGGGAGCAAGGAUAUACCGAAGCUGAUUUAGAUAAGCUUCGAGCUGAAAGGUUGUUGGUACUCGUUCACGGCUUGGAAGAGAAGGCCAAGAAAGUUUUUUUUGCCAACCAAACAAAUCAAGUCCAAAAUGCCAAGUUUAUGGAGUACUUCCUGAAGCUAUGCGAGGAGUACAACGGUGGAGUUAUGGAUAGCGGUGAGCAGGAAACCAAGAAGAAACUCGACGGAUUUAUCUCAUAUUACGCCAAAACAAUACCUGACCCAACCCGAGCCAUUGAUGAUCUUUGGAAAUUUGCGAAAGCCCAUGAUAGGCGAAGCUACCAGCUGAUUCGGUUCUCUAUGGCUCCGGAUAGCGACUAUCGCAAGAUUCACAAAUCAAUUAAAGAGUUCCGGAAGAGGAGCGAAGAGAAUUCACCGAGCCCUACUUUCCUAGAGUCCUUUACACCUCUACUCUAUCGUGUAGCCCUCCUUUGUUUCAAUAAGAGUCACGUUCCGGCCAUCAUCGCUUACACUCGCACCGACAAUGGCGGCCUUGGAUCAACAGCACAUGAGGUUUUGAAGGAGAUAUCUACAAAACAACCUCAAGUGUUUUCGACGCACGUGAAAGAUCUGUGCAAAACACUGGAGAGCGAGGCACCAACGGAGAAGACACCUAACCCACCAGGUGCUGUAGACGACCUGAAGGCUUGCGCAAGCUUUGCGAAGAAGUUCCCCAAAGAUAUUCCACUCAACACGAAGGAUAGCCGGAGACUGGUUCAAGGUUUGCUCAACUUUGCUCUUUAUGGUACGCCUGCAAAGGCAUCCAAACAUGCCAUUACCAUUAUCAUGAGCGCCGACAACAAAAAGGAAUUGCACGCCAAGGAGAUUUUGAAAAAAAGCAUCAACAAUUUCGAGUACGGAUGCAAGCACUGGUUGUCCAAGCUGGCAUCACUUAGCCAACUUGUUCUUCUCGCUCACCGUGAAUGUGAAGAUGACAUUGACGCUCUAGUCGAGAUUGCAGUCCAGAACGUUCUCCUCAAAGGCCAUCCUACGUCCGCGGAGGUCGAAGACGAAUGGAUGGAAACUCCAGACGAAGACAUCAUUGCCCGGACAUGGGCGCUUCGAAUUCUCGUCAAUCGAAUCCUUGCCCUUCAAGACGAGAAUUCACUCAAAGAAGUGGGAGACCCUAUUUUCAAGUUGCUGAAUCGCAUGGUGAAAGAGGGUGGCGAGACCUCCAAGAAAGGCAACACCCCACUUGCACAUAGAAACCGCCAGCGUCUCCUCGCCGCCAAUUUUCUUUUGAAGCUUGCUUCGAGUAGCGCUCUCCGUAUAGACAGCCAGAUUACACCGACAAAUUUCAACGAACUCGCCCUCGUAGCUCACGAUCAAAGUAUACAUAUCCGUAAAGGUUUCGCGAUGAAACUCAUGAAAUAUCUUGGCCAGAAUCGCCUCCCUACCCGUUACUAUGCUAUACUCUUCAUGUUUGCACAUGAACCCGAUGCGAGCCUCAGGCAACUGCUCAUGACAUGGCUUCGUUCCCGAAGAGCGACCUUCGCCGCGUCAAAGGACCUCUUUCUGGAGACCUCCGUAUUUGCUCGAUUGCUCAGUCUCAUUGCUCACCAUUCGGACUUCUCUAAAGAAGAAGUGGCUUUGAAGCAAAUGGCAUCCUUCAUCCUGUUCUAUCUCAAAUCAAUCGCAACGGAAGACAAUCUUGCUCUUAUCUAUCACAUGGCCGGACGUGUUAAGACAGUUAAAGACGCUAUUGAUCCUACUGGUAAUACCGAUGAGAAUCUAUACAUUCUUUCUGAUCUUGCCCAGGCCUUGAUUCUUCUGUGGGAGGAGCAAAACGGUUGGAGUAUGCAGACAUGGCCAAAGAAGCAAAAACUGCCAGGUGGCAUAUUCAAACCUCUCGAAAGUCACGACUUGGGUCAGCAAAUUGCACAGAAACAGUAUCUCGACAGGGAUUUUGCCGAUGAACUGGAGCCUCUAGUCCGCCGAGCAAUCAAGAGCAAGAAAAGAAAAGCAGGAGAGGAGAACGGAAACCCAAGAAAGAAGGUCAAAAGCGAGAGAACAGGUACCAAAAAAGAACGAGCAGUCAAGACUCCGAGAAAGAAGAGGAGAAACAAUGACAGCGACGAUGAUGUGGAGGGUGAUGCAGGGCCUUCAAGUGGACCCCGGAGGAAGAGUGACCGCAGGAGUGGAGCGAACAAAAGCUACGUCGAGGUAUCAAGUGAUGGGGAAGAAGAAGAAGAAGAGUCGCAUGCCGAAGCGGGGGCAGAAGAUAAUACUGAUGACACGUCGAAUGCUGAGUUGGAAGUGCAAGAAGACGUCGAAAUGGGUGAAGACGGACAGUCUUCACAAGAAGAAGAGGCUGCCGCCCAAGACGUGGAGUCAUCUGAUGAACCGGAGCCGCCCAAACGGAUACCUCGAGGAGGUAGGCCCGCGAGACAGUCAAACGGAGUCGCUACCUCUGUCGCAGUAUCUCAAAAACGGAAAGGGAAGGUCAGCGCUAGCCAACGUCGCGGGGGAAAACAUAACGAAAAUGAACAUGAAGACGAGGACGAGGGUGAGCAAGAAGAAGAAGAACCCGAAGAAUCCCAAGUUGUAGCAAAAGCAAAAACUCCCACCAAGGCAACCAGAACCUCAAAGCCAGCGGUGAAACCGAAGGCGCCACCGGCUAAAGGCAGAAGGAGAGCUAACAGCCCUGUACUAGCUGGAGAAGACGCACCAUCGAGCCCUGCGGCUAACGGAACAACAGCCGCACCGACUGUUCGAAGAAGUGGGCGAACUAGGAGUUGA